UUGACACACAUUGUUCCUAUAGUUGAAAAAUCAAUAGCUCAAAUAGUAUUAAAUGAGGAUCAAUAAAGCAAUUUUAGUCCGAGUAAACAUUGAUAUAUGUUUGUGUUAAUCAUAGCAUGCAAUUGAAACAUCUUUUUUGCGUUAUGAUUUUGCUUUUUCAAAGUCUGCCAGUUUUAGGUGAUGACAUAAAGUGUAACCACGUGGAGGAAGAAACAGCCGCCCAGUUAAAUGUCGUCUGGUCUCCAGACAAAGCUUCAAGCGCCAAAGUUAUGAUCUUAUUGAAUGAAACAGAGGUGGCGCUGUGUUACUUAAAACCUGUCAAUUGUACAGUGUUCUCCAAGCUAACCAAUGCAACAAUAAAGAGUACGCCUACUCAGCGUAAUGAGAUCGCUGUCUCUGUCCAUGGGGUUAGAUCUUCAGGCUACUGGAAAGUCCGAUACAUAACUGAAGUUGAUGUAAAGAAUGAUAUUUGUAAAUUUAUCUUUUUUGCUAGGGCUAAAGACCUUCAAUGUCAAUCAAUAUCUAGAGAUGAAAUUCAUAUUUACUGUUUCUCAAGGAGAAUAUAUCCAUCGGCUUCAUGUAAUUUGUAUUACACAGAAAAUAUGGAGAAUUAUGUUUCAGAAGAAGGAAGACAACUCUACAGCCAAGACACUUUGAGAAACGACACAUACAUCUUGACAACAACUUGCACAUUUGUUAAACCUGCUGCCAUAGCAACCACAGAUACAUUUACUGCCGUGGUGACCAUGUUUCCGAAUAUUUCCGGCAGCCUGGCUGAUUUAAUGUACGGAACAAACGUCUCUGUUUUAGUCACUUUGUCUAAACCUUUCAUCAAAUUCGAGAACUGCCCUAAAGAAGUAGACUUCGGUGCUACAGUAGACUGCCAAUGUAGUGUUGAAGGUAUAGAACCAGUAAAUGCAAUGUUCAGGUGGUAUAAUACAGUCACUAAUGUAUUAAUCUCAAACACGUCAAGACUGACUUUUGUGGCAACUGAACACACUCGAGAAUUUUCUUGCGUAGUUGAUGACGUACUGCACAAACGAAAUCUAUCACUGACCUAUGUGCUACACGUGAACAAUUCUCAAAAUUUACAUACCAGUAUCUCUACUAUUAAUUCUUCUAACAAAGGAGAGAAGGAGGUGUGA
Molecule: messenger RNA, 1145 nt
Organism: Biomphalaria glabrata
Lineage: Eukaryota; Metazoa; Mollusca; Gastropoda; Planorbidae
Exons: 8
Coding region: 117-1145 (342 amino acids)
Source: RefSeq, a predicted model, not a curated record